AUGAGCUUCAAACCAAAUGGUCCUCGAAGCACCAGCCAGCUUGAUUUUCACAGACCAAAGAUUCGAUGGAACGAGGCGAUACCAACGCUGAGCAAGGAGUCGAGAAGGUGUCUUCAGAACCUGGCACGAUACCACCCGCCGAAACCGAGUAUCAUCGUGCCACGCUCGCGCAGUGCCGCGGUGCUCGUCGCGCUCUUCGUCGGUCGACAAGGCGACCUUUACGUGCUGCUUAGCCGACGCUCGUCGACGCUGCGGACGUACGCUGGGGACACAUCGCUGCCUGGCGGGAAGGUUGACCCGGAGGAUAGAUCUAUAGAGGACACUGCGAGGCGGGAGGCGUUUGAAGAGAUUGGGCUGCCGCGCGAUAGAAACAAGGUCCCGCUUCUGUGCAUAUUAGAGCCAUUCCUUGCCGCUGAACUUAUUGUAACCCCUGUCGUCGUACUAAUUCUAGAUAAUACACUCCGGCCCAUUUUAAAUAGAGAUGAAGUCGCCAGCCUAUUCUCACACCCGCUUGCCUCGUUCCUGAGCUCCAACCCACCCUUUCCACACGAACCCGACACACUCGAAGUCCCUUAUCACAAGUCCUUCGACUUCAAGGGCAGCAACCGAGCCGAGCCUGUAUUCCGCGUCCACCAGUUCCUGACUGGCCGCGAGGCCGGUGGAAUUAAGCCCGUUUUCGGGCUGACUGCGGCAAUGCUUAUUCGGGUCGCGACUGUGGGGUACGCGCGGCAGCCGGAUUUUGAAGUGAGCCCCCCACACGCGCCGUCGAACGAAGAAAGGAUUGCGUGGGCGCUGCUGAAUCGCAAGGUGUUUCGGGACGCGUGUGAGCGGGACGGGGUUGAUCUGCGCGCUGCGAGACGUGUGGUGGAGGCGUGGGAUAAGAGGGAGGCGCGUCGGCGGCGAAAGGAAGGGGAACGCGAAGGCAGUUCUACAUCCCACCCCAAGAGCAAGUUAUAG
Messenger RNA from Psilocybe cubensis, 957 nucleotides. RefSeq lists its product as uncharacterized. The transcript has 8 exons. NCBI's taxonomy places the organism in Eukaryota, Fungi, Basidiomycota, Agaricomycetes, Agaricales, Agrocybaceae. Gene Ontology annotation, molecular function: coenzyme A diphosphatase activity; acetyl-CoA hydrolase activity. The record is from RefSeq and is a predicted model, not a curated record. Gene Ontology annotation, biological process: coenzyme A catabolic process. The coding region runs from base 1 to 957 and encodes 318 amino acids.